Molecule: messenger RNA, 528 nt
Organism: Meloidogyne enterolobii
Lineage: Eukaryota; Metazoa; Nematoda; Chromadorea; Rhabditida; Meloidogynidae
Source: the annotation of a GenBank genome assembly
UGCUCUUAUUUCUCUCUUUCUCUCUCUUUCUAAUUUUAUGUGCAUUACACAAAUUUCUUCUAGAAUUGCUCUAAGAAGCAUUUCACCUGUUUUUCUAAUUAUACUAUUUCCCGCCUUGUUUCUCCUCCGCCCAUUCCUGUUUUUACGUUUUGUAAGACUGAUUCUGAUAAUGUUUGUGUGCACAAAUUCCUUUUAUAGUUGUUGUUGUGAUUUUUAACUUUAUAAGGGAAAAUUUAAACUGGGAAUUUGAGCGAUUCUUUUGGCUUUAUAUACUUAAAUUUCUCUGAACAUUUUUUAGCCACACCCUACAGGGCGGGUUACAUAUUUUUAUUGUUUUAUCUAUCCUCUCUAGUAUGCCAAGAGAUUAAGGAAAUUGUUUUCUUUUAUUUACUUGGAGUUAUAUAGGCGGUCCAAAUAAGGCGGGAUUUACUUUUUUGUUCGAUAAAUGUAAGCUUUAUCUUGUAGCCCCUUCCAAACGAUGGGGAGGGGGGGGGUAUAACAUUAGAGGGGGCUUAUGGCAUAAUUAUG